AUGGCUGCACCCCCGCCAGAUAGCUCUUACACCCCACCUCACACUCCCUUGAUUGAAGAAUCUCCAUUCAUCAGCUCCAUGGAUGAUCUUGAUCCUCAGGCGACCCGGAAACGUCCGCGUCUCGACAGUGGAAGUCGCGUAAGCCCGACCUUGUCGUUGGGUGGAACCUCGCGUACUGCCUCCAUCGCACCUGCCUCAGACAUGGAUGAGGCCUCGGAUUCUGGAAAUCCAGCCAAUAAAGUCACCAUUAACACAAAAUCUCCUCUAUCUCCCAUGGCUCCCAACAUCCCACCCUCCGACCCUGAGCUCUCAGGUAGCGAUCUGGAGCUCCUGCCGCAUACCGAUCCAACUCCCGUUCCUAUUUCACUUUCCUCCUCACCCUCGUCACCCCGAAGUCCUGAAAUCGAAGUUGCUGAACCCGAAGACAUCAAUCAAGACCCAAAGACCUCUAACUGGAAGCCACUGGGCCAUGUGAUGCGGGAUCAAGAUGAGCCCGAAGUGAUAGAGAUCCAAGACGUGGCUCCUCUGUCCGACUCAUUCCCCAAAGUACACACGGAGAUGACAGCUCGAGAGAACUUCAAGGCACUUGGUGAUAUGCUUGAACAUGGACACCCACGGGAAGGCACGGCGCUUACUGCAAUAAAACAAUGGCUUCAUACUUGUGCGUGCGAUCUCGAUCGACUCACAAUCGAGGAAUUUGCGUCCGAUCUAGAUUUCUGGGAAUACCUCCCCAUCGUCCUGGAUCGUCUUUUGCGCAGACAACAAGACCUGCAGUUGGAUGGUAUUGAAGAUCUCUCAAGUUUCUUCGAGCAGUAUCUUCUCGAUUAUGCUCGCAUUGUCCUUCACCUUAUACGCUUGGACACUGCACUUCUCGGGAGCGUCGAAGACAAUGGCAAAGACAUCGAAUUACCUCCCAGCACCUCUCGACGAUACCUUCAGAGCUUCCCUUGGAUGUUCCAUGGUGGGCAAAUUCCAUUUUUCCGGGUUCUAGAAAACCACUCCCGCACCGGAGCUCUCAAUCUUUCUGCUCGACUCAAAGUCCAGGUCUUAGCACCUCCGUUUGAUGCGCCUGACGCACUCAUUCAAUACACUUCACACCUGCUUUCAUUAAUUCCAAAGUGUCCACAAAUCGUCAUGAUGCUUCCAUGCGCUUUGGUCAACAUGCUCGCCUUUCUUGAAUGCGACGCGGAGAGGAAUCAAAAUGAUGAUACUGAUUCUCCCGUUGACCUCCCUAUCGAUUCGACCAGUCUUCAGCCCUUUUACGAAACGGUUCGAGAAAUUGACAAAAUGUACCAGUCGUUUGUUGCAAAGAAAUCGCAACUAGCUACUAGUGAAUCGAGCGACAACCUUCUGAACCCAAUAUUCCGCAGCUACCGUUUCCUUUGCCUCAAUUACUCGGAAUUUCUUCUCCAGCUUGCCCAGGAAUUGUCGAUUAAAGUACCCGAGGAGGCAGAUGCAGAGCAAGCCGCUUUGUGUGUCAUUUGGACAUGGAAAUUCGAUUUCUUGAAAAAGCAAAUCAUGGAUGGUCGAAUGGAGCUUCGAGUCCAUGGUGUGGAAAUGAUGCAAUCGGAUCUGGUCAGUAUCUGGGGUCAAAAUGUAUCUCAGAACCGCGAAGGGAUUGAGAUGCCGUUCUUGAAAUACCUGGUGGAAUAUCUUCGGGAAAACAAGAUCCUCGAGUAUCUUGUGGGCAUUGACUCACACCCACAGUUGAUCAGCCGCAGCAGUAACAUCUUUGGAUUUCUGAUUGUGACGGGGAAUUAUACCGAUCAUGACACGGAUGUUAUCUGGAAAACCGUCACUGAGAGCCAAGAUGAUCGCACUGUUUGUGAGGUCAUGUCCAUGCUCGCACGAACCUUUGCUAUGCAUCCUUCCAGAUCUAAGGCAUUGCUCUAUGUAUGCUCAAAAUUACUCGAGUUUCCCUUGAAUCGGUUCGACAGUCGCAUAAUCGAUUUCUGUGAGCAGUUGGUGCCUCGUAUGCGCGAUAGGGACCAUCGCAGCAUGUCCGAUGAGGAGCAUAUUGAUUCCAUUCCACUGAAACUUUGCAUCCGCCUAAUCCGCGAGAGCUCAGGGGCGAAGGACCUGCCUCUGGAACAAAAGGAACUUAUGCAGGGAUUUGGAACCGAGCAGCUGGGACAGUUCAUUAAGGCGGGACUCAACGAAACCGACAUGGCAGAGACAUAUGAGCGGUGCAUUCAAGACAUUGGAGAGAUGAACGAAUGCACUGCGGGUAGCAUUCAAGUGUUGAACGCACUAGUACCCCGUGAUGACGCACGAGAGCUUUGGAAACUUGCGACUGACUUCGACUUGACGCGCUUGGUGAUAAUUGAACUUCACCAUCUGGUUAGUCAAGAAAACGAUAAGCUCAAGGACCCAUCUUUCAAGCAUGGCUUUUCGUCGCGGGUGGAAAUCCUGCGGCGUCUUAUUGAUCUGGCACCAGAAACUAUCACGCCUGAUCUCGGGAACACACUCUGGAAAGAUAUUUUCAUGUCCGAGAAUCUGGCUGCCGAAGAGCGCCAAAUGAUUUGGAAAAUGAUGGUUGACCUUACCAACCGUACCACCAAAGAGAACCCUUUCCUUGAACUCUGUAUUCAUGAGUAUCUACCAGGUGUGCUUCCGAAGGACUACUCGUGCGAAGUAUUGUGGUUCGCUCAACAGUCCGUCCACUAUGAGAUUCGAAUCAAAUCACCUCCCAUUGCCGGAGAAGAUGAAGUCAUAGCUAUUCCUGGGAUGGAUAGAAUCUGGAACUUCAUAUUGAGGGCACCUCCACAAUCGAUCGAAGCCGAAGCCAUUAAGUUCGCCAUCGAUAGCUAUUUGGACCACGGCAUCAUUCGCAGAUCCCCCAGAUCGGCCAUUGACGCCACCCAUAUUGCUCUUGUCAAUCGCUGCGUGGACCAACUGAAGUCUGCUGCUGUCGCGUUGAAACCGCCUUGCAAUGGAACAACCAAUAGUGAUGUUUCUAUGGACACAGACAAUUCCAGUGGUGAUAUUGGAAUCGAUGAACUCAUGUUCAGCCGGUCUCUGCAUUUCCUUCGUCAAUUGCUCCAUGGAUUGCGAACUCGGCCGCAGUACAGUUCCCCUCGUGGGUCUCCGCCUACCCUCCCGGAACGUCCCUUGAAAGGAGAGCCGAUUGAAUUUCGUUAUCAAUGUUUCAAUGGUACUUCCACGUCCAAAAUCUGCUCAAAGCGCAUUGGUGGUCUCUCCACGGCUGCUGAGCUGGUGGAAAUACUCGUGCAGCUGAGUCGAUUCUCCAAGUUUACUGCUAUCCUCGGUGGACAGAAGGUUGAGUUGCUCCAAGAUCCGGAGGCACUUGUGAAAAACUUGAAGCUCUCUUCGGGUCUUCUCAUUCUUCGAAAGGCACCUGACGCUCAUGAAAUUACGUGGGCCGGAAGACGACAGUCUCUAACAGCAGUGGACAAUGAGGUGCUGAAGCACUUCGAUGAGUUGUAUGAUCUACUUGACCUCAAGGAUGACUUGGCUCGACAGAUCAUUGACUUCCUGGUUGUCUUCCCGCCUCAAGUGCGGGCUCUCGAACUUGUUCGAUCCAACCGCAAUACUGAGAAAGACAUGUUCCCAUUGCAAAGACCAUUCAAAGCAUUGUACUCCUUGAAUACACUGUCAAUGUGUCUCCACGAGGAGGCCGCAGAGAUGUCUCCAGACCAAACUUUUGUGUCUCAUAGCAACCGGGUUUUGAUUGCUUUCCUGACGUCGGAUGAACUGUUUAGCUCUCUCUCUGGUAACUCGAUCAGUACUGUGCUCGCUACUAGAGCCAUUGAAUGUCUUCUGCAGGCUAUAUCUGUGUACCGCCCGACUGACGACAAGUCCGCUCUUAUUUCCGAUCCAGUGUCUUUGGUCCGACGGGUUCUUGACCUGCUUGAAAUUGGCCGUACCACUCCUGCAGAUCCACCGGCUGGUACAUGCGCCCAAAGUUUGACCUGCAAUUCCUUUGCUGUCCUAGUUGAGGCCUCAUUGCACGACAUUAAUGUCUGGAAUGCCGUUAAACAGCUCGCGCAGUUCGAUAGCCUGAUCCAAUCUCUACUCCUGGAAGAAAAUCGGAAGCCCAUCCGGACUGAUAUUUUGGAACGCUUGAAGAUAAUCUGCGGCCCACUGAAACCGUUCAAACUGUCAAUAAAAAAGCCCGAUACGGAAUCUCCUACAGCGGAAAACCCCAACCGGAUUGACAUGCUUGCGACUCUUUGGUCUUCAUUUUUACAAGUAAUUCCUAGGACUGUUGACUACGUUCCUCAGUCGGAAGAGUUUUUCAACGCUGCUUUGUGGAUGUUCCGCGCAGUUGCACAGAAAUCACCUGGGGACUUGAUCUUCAACGAGUAUCUUCAACAAUGGAGUGCAGUCAUGCUGAGUCACCAAACAGAAGAGUUUGUUGGGCGUGAACCGGCGGAUAAUUUAAUCAUCGGGUUUUCUGCUUUGUUAGAAUGGUGUCUGGAAUUGGCCAACUCGGCAGGUGUCACUCUAGACAGUUUGAACAUCGCCGAGCAAAUAUUCAACCAAUACCUGUUCCCAGAUUUCUCUCCGGACACGGUGGAGCAUGCAGUCCCUCGGGUUCCAGUCAUGCACAGCUACACUCGCUCAACCCUUUACAAUGUCGUGAACUUGUUGUGCAAGCAGAGCGAUGCGACCUAUUGUGAAAUUUUGGAGCUCCUAAACACAAAUGUUCCACGAGACUCCCCUUAUCUGGAAUAUGGCUAUAAUAGGCAGCUAAUGCUCCGAUCCCCGGAAGGCUAUGCGGGCCUCAAGAAUCUCUCAAACACAUGUUAUCUCAACUCCCUUAUGACGCAACUCUUUAUGAAUAUUGAGUUCCGAGACUUUAUUCUAAAUCUCCCCAUCGCUGAUCGUGUCUCCCAAAAGCUACUCUAUGAAACCCAACGACUAUUCACAUGGAUGCAAGAGACUUGGAGCAAGAGCAUUGAACCCUCAGACUUUGUGAAAAGCAUUCUCACAUACGACAACGAGGAGAUUGAUGUAACCGUCCAGAUGGAUGUUGAUGAGUUCUAUAAUCUUCUCUUUGAUCGCUGGGAGGCUCAGGUUCUCGACGCCGAAAAGAAAAAGCAAUUCAGGUCUUUCUAUGGAGGGCAGCUUGUUCAGCAAAUCAAGUCAAUGGAGUGCGAUCAUAUCUCGGAAAGACUUGAGCCAUUCUCAGCAAUCCAGUGCGAGAUUAAGGGAAAGGCGACUCUUGAGGAUAGCCUGCGAGCCUACGUUGCAGGCGAAGUGAUGCAGGGAGAUAACAAAUACUCUUGUACCUCGUGUGAACGGCAUGUCGAUGCUGUCAAGCGUGCCUGUCUGAAAGAUGUUCCUGACAACUUGAUCUUCCACCUGAAGCGUUUUGACUUCGACAUGGUGCAUAUGUUGAGAAGCAAGAUUAAUGACGAGUUUCAAUUCCCUCGGCACAUUGACAUGACUCCCUACACCGUCGAGCAUCUCUCUCAUCCAGAGCAAACCAUUGCACCGGAUAUUUUUGAAUUGGUUGGAGUUCUUGUGCACACGGGAACAGCCGAAUCGGGUCAUUACUACUCAUAUACCCUUGAGCGCCCAUCGUCAGGCAGCGAGGCAAAUUGGGUCGAGUUCAACGACUCUGAUGUCGGUAAAUUUGACCCAAGUACAAUUGCAGCUCAAUGUUUUGGUGGUCCGAGUGAGACUAUGCAGUACAUGAAUGGAGCCCCCAAGAACAAAGUGUGGAAUGCGUACAUGCUGUUCUACCAACGCGUGUCCACGAUCAAGAAGUGCAAAGAAGUCUUCAAACCAACGAAGCCUGACAUCCCUGUACACCUUCCGGUGUCAAUUUCGACCCAAAACUACAUUGCCAUGGACAACGAAAUGCUAACUCGGAUUUACUGUCUACUGGACCCACAAUAUGCAUACUUCGUGGGCAGAUUGCUUCAGCGGUGGCCCGACAUGGCAACGGAAAACCCUAGCAAGACUAUAGCGGAGUCAUUGGCCAUCAAUGUUGGGAUGGACACCAUUGAGCAAUUGGUUACGCGUACCAAGUAUUUCCAAGGACACCAGGAGGUUUACAGUGAACUCGUUGAUAUGAUCAACAAAAGCCCCAAUGCGGCUCAAUCGACGCUUGAGUGGGUUAUUAACCGGCAAACCUCAAUGUACAAUCUUGUGAUCAAGACGCAGAGCCCGGAGAUCCGAAGUAAGGGCAUUUUGCUGGUCAAUAAUGCCCUAAAACAUCUCCACUCGAUGUCGACAAGCGAAGACCUUAUUGAAGAGGAACGGAUCUCAUGGCGCGACAGAUUCGAUGAAGCCAUUCAGCAAAUUGUGCCUAUGUUGACAGGUCUCUGGACUGAAGUUCAAUCCGCUUUCCGAGUCUGGGAUGACUACUUCGGCUUCUUAUUGAAGCUUUGCAACUAUGGCCCGGAGAUCAUUCAGGUAUUACUCGACCAAGGCCAUUUUGCUGUCUGUAUGGAAAUUCUCUGGAUCGACGAAGAAGAUAGAAAGAAAUUGCGGAUACGGUAUCCCAAUUACGUGCGCCUCUUGAACAAAGGACGCCGGUUUAAUCACCUGAUUUUGCUCUCAUUGUGCUUAGUCUUUUUUAGGCACAUUGACCUUUCGCUCCGCCCAACCCCCAUCGGCGUACAACGGCGGGUUUUGAAUGGGAGGUUCUCAGCGAGCACCAAAGAAGUGGAACUCAUCAAGCCCACCGAAACUGAUGGAUCCUUGUCGAUCUUGCUCAAGCUUCUGAAGCAUGAGACUCUCGCCAGGAGCCAAACUACCCGUGCAAUCCUUGGAGUUCUGUUAGACGGAGAGCCUGAUGCAGGUCUGCUGGAAUCGAUUCAACUGACACUGGAGAAUGGCGUCAGACUCGAACCCGCCAUCCAGUGUACACCAUUCCUGGAGGCAGCCACAACGUUCUGCCAGCGUUGCCCGGACAAGGCGGGAGUCAUUGAAAUGAUCGACUUCGUUGCCAAGGGUGUCGAAAGCAUUGACAAUAGCGGCGGCCAAGAGCAUAUUGACUUCUUCAUGCGUCUUUGCCGCAGUACCAACCAGCGGCUGAAUAUAAACUCUGCCAAAUUUACCGAGAUUAUGCUUGAGAGUAUUUCGGUUUGGGCCCCGACCUUGCUCAUUGACAAGGACGAGACUGUCCGUCGCAAUAUGCACAGUAUCCUCAACGAGAUGCUCUUCAACAAUAAUAUUGUGGAGACCAACCGAGAGGACUCCGAACAGAAUGGCGAAUGGCAGACCACUAUCACACCAGAGCGACGCCAUAGCAUUUGUCGUCAGCUGCCGAACGCCUGCAUUGAGCGGCUCAAGUCGGCAUUCCUAACCGAUCAGAUCAGUCAUAUCGACGCCAGGCUGCUUGACAAUAUUACUCCGGUAAUCAACUAUUGUUUGGCUACGGUUUAUGACGACUCUGAGACGGACCAGCAAGAAGCUCAACAGAUCACUGGUAUGUCUGAGGCUACACUGUAUUCUUGUAGCACCACUAACACAAUCCUCCCAGAAAUCCUCUCUCUCCUUAAAUCGAUGUCACUUGAAAAAGUCCCCGAUGACCCGCCUUCCGGUAUGCUACAAUCUCUAUCCCUCCUAAAUGGCCCUGGAACAUCCCCUAACUCGAUCCCCCUAGAAUCGGACGUGGCCUCAGUCGAGGAAUGGGAUGCAAACUCCGUUAUCGCAAGCGAUUCCGAAAUGGGAGUCGCCGGGUCUCCUUAG
Messenger RNA from Penicillium coprophilum, 7668 nucleotides. RefSeq lists its product as uncharacterized. Gene Ontology annotation, biological process: protein deubiquitination. Gene Ontology annotation, molecular function: cysteine-type endopeptidase activity; cysteine-type deubiquitinase activity. Lineage: Eukaryota; Fungi; Ascomycota; Eurotiomycetes; Eurotiales; Aspergillaceae. Bases 1 to 7668 code for a protein of 2555 amino acids. The record is from RefSeq and is a predicted model, not a curated record. Gene Ontology annotation, cellular component: cytosol; nucleus. The transcript is spliced from 10 exons.